Molecule: messenger RNA, 1671 nt
Organism: Larimichthys crocea (large yellow croaker)
Lineage: Eukaryota; Metazoa; Chordata; Actinopteri; Sciaenidae
Gene: rrm2b
Product: ribonucleotide reductase M2 b
Exons: 9
Coding region: 136-1200 (354 amino acids)
Biological process (GO): deoxyribonucleotide biosynthetic process
Cellular component (GO): cytosol
Molecular function (GO): ribonucleoside-diphosphate reductase activity, thioredoxin disulfide as acceptor
Source: RefSeq, a predicted model, not a curated record
AGAUAUAGUUCAGCUACACCCCUCCUGUGGUGGUGUCAGUUUAAAUGGUUUAACCAACAAAGCUCCAGCUGCAUCCACACAAGGUUAUGGCACGGAGUAGUAGCUCGAAGAAGCGAACUCAAUGACAGCGACGGAAUGGAUCUAAUGAAGAUAAACCAGCAGUCUGACCAUGUUAAGGAGCCGAAUGGCUUAAAAGACAAAGACCCAGACUGCCAAAAUGCUUCAGAGACACAAGACGAACCUUUGCUCCGGGAAAACCCAAGACGGUUUGUCGUCUUCCCCAUCCGGUACCCUGACAUUUGGAAGAUGUACAAGCAAGCACAGGCGUCAUUCUGGACGGUGGAGGAAGUUGAUCUCUCCAAAGACUUGGCACACUGGGACCGUUUGAAACCCGAUGAGAAGCACUUCAUCUCCCACGUCCUGGCCUUCUUUGCUGCAAGCGAUGGUAUCGUCAGUGAGAAUUUGGUACAGAGGUUCUGUCAGGAGGUGCAGGUCCCUGAAGCACGAUCCUUCUACAGCUUCCAGAUGCUUAUAGAGACUGUUCAUUCAGAGAUGUACAGCAUGCUCAUCAACACUUACAUCAUGGACCUAAAUGAGAGGGAGUACUUAUUCAAUGCCAUUCAGACCAUGCCUUAUGUGAAACGAAAAGCAGACUGGGCAAUCCAGUGGAUAAACGACAGCAAAUCCACAUUUGGGGAGAGACUCGUGGCUUUCGCAGCAGUGGAGGGUAUCUUCUUCUCAGGCUCAUUCGCUGCCAUCUAUUGGCUCAAGAAGAGAGGGCUAAUGCCCGGUCUUACCUUCUCCAAUGAGCUGAUUAGCAGGGAUGAGGGCUUGCACUGUAACUUUGCGUGCCUGCUGUACAGCUACCUGGUGAAGAAGCCAUCAGAGGACCGGGUGAAAGACAUCAUCACCAAAGCUGUUAGCAUCGAGCAGGAGUUUUUGACAGAGGCCUUGCCGGUGGAUCUCAUUGGAAUGAACUGCUGUCUGAUGAAGCAGUACAUUGAGUUUGUCGCUGACCGGCUUCUCACUGACCUUGGACUGGCUAAGGUAUACCAAGCUGAAAAUCCAUUUGACUUCAUGGAGUCCAUUUCACUCGAGGGGAAAACCAACUUCUUCGAGAAAAGAGUUGCAGAGUAUCAGAAAUUUGGAGUUAUGUCAAGCAUGAGGGACUGUGAAUUCACUCUGGAUGCAGACUUCUGAAGCAGAAAUGUCUUGUAUCUGUUACAUAUUUGUUACACUUGAGCUAUUUAUUUAUUUUGUUUAAGCAGUUAUUGGUUAAAAAACUCUAUAGCCUUGUUACAAUACCAUCAUUAACAGGUUAACAUAGGUCAAAGAUGCACUCUUCCCAACAUAUUUCUGACAACUGGAUAUUACACAUUGAGUUUAUUAGCAGCCAGUAUAGUUUGCAAAGUGGAAUAAGGUUAAUAAAUGGACCUUUCAUACUGCUCAUGGCUGUUUUGGGCCAUGAUAUUCUACCAGACAGGCAUAUGAGGGGUGGUGGGAGCGAUUAUUCUCUACCUCAUUGGACAUCUGGAGAUGGUUAAUAUCUACAAAUAUUUAAUAGUAAUAAAAGUUUAAGUCUGCGGGUAGGGCUAUGGGUUUCUAUGGUACGCCUGUUUUAACGUUUUGUUAUUUUUAACAUACAAUAAAAUAUUUUGUAAUUGAAUUGUA